Molecule: messenger RNA, 1504 nt
Organism: Cucurbita pepo subsp. pepo (vegetable marrow)
Lineage: Eukaryota; Viridiplantae; Streptophyta; Magnoliopsida; Cucurbitales; Cucurbitaceae
Product: 2-oxoglutarate (2OG) and Fe(II)-dependent oxygenase superfamily protein
Source: RefSeq, a predicted model, not a curated record
UUGCACAUCUCCCGCCAUUGCCCGAAUACCUCAGUCUCUCAAUCGUCUGCUACUAUUCUAUUUUCUCCUGUUCUCUCAAUCACUGUCCCAUUUAUGGACCUGUCUGUGAUCGAUCUGGCCCCGUAUCUUACGGCCUCGUCGGAACUCGCCAGCGGCUCUCCGAUCGACUUUGGGCCCCAACUCACUGCUCUGUGCAAGGAAGUCAGUCGGACUCUGAAAGAGACCGGCGCACUCCUGGUUAAGGAUCCGAGAUGCUCUGCCGAAGAUAACGAUCGAUUUAUUGAUAUGAUGGAAAGCUUCUUUGAGAAGCCAACUGAGUUCAAGCGUCUGCACGCAAGGCCUAAUUUACAUUACCAGGUUGGGGUGACGCCAGAAGGUGUGGAAGUCCCAAAAAGCCUGGUCGAUGAAGAAAUGCAGGAAAAGAUAAGAGCAAUGCCCAAGGAAUUCCAACCAUUGAUUCCCAGGGGGCCGGAUCCCAAGUGGCGAUACAUGUGGAGAGUGGGUCCUCGCCCUUCAAACACCCGAUUUAAGGAACUCAAUGCUGAGCCGGUUAUCCCUGAGGGGUUUCCUGAAUGGAAGGAUACCAUGGAUUCUUGGGGUUUCAAAAUGAUAUCAGCCAUAGAGGCUGUUGCUGAGAUGGCAGCAAUUGGGUUUGGCUUGCCCAAGGAUGCAUUCACUUCUUUGAUGAAGCAGGGACCUCAUCUUCUUGCUCCAACAGGAAGUGACCUUCAUCGUUAUGGUCAGGAGGGCACUGUCUUUGCUGGGUAUCACUAUGAUCUUAAUUUUCUAACAAUCCAUGGCAGAAGCAGAUUCCCUGGUCUAUAUAUUUGGCUUAGAAAUGGGCAAAAAGUUGAAGUCAAAGUACCGAUUGGAUGUCUUCUCAUUCAGACUGGAAAGCAGAUUGAAUGGCUGACUGCUGGUGACUGCAUAGCGGGCAUGCAUGAAGUAGUUGUCACAGAAAGGACAAGGGAUGCAAUUAAGCUUGCAUCAGAGCAAAAUCGCAGUCUCUGGAGAGUCUCUUCAACUUUAUUUGCUCAUAUAGCAUCUGAUGCUGUCUUGAAUCCUCUUGGCCACUUUGCUGAAUCCCCACAUGCCCACAAGUAUCCACCUAUGUUGGCAGGAGAAUAUGUCGAGAAAGAGCUUUCAGUGAUUAAUCUGAAAGGACAAAAAGGAGAGCCUUUAUAAUCAAACUUCGUAUCAUUGUUCUACCACAGAUGCCAAUAGCCAACCAUUACAGAUUGACCGAAAGGAACCAAGAGAAAUAAACUUCAGCUGAACAUUUUUACAGUGCUCUGUACAUUGGUCUAAUUUUUAUGGAUCCUCCAUUCAUUCAAGCGUAUUUUAUAUUUAAACACCCCCUCCCUCGCUAAGCAUGUUUGAAAUCAAGAACAUUCUUCAUUGAUAAUGUGCGAUAACAAAAAACUCGUAAUGCCAGUAUAGUUGGAAUACUCCAUUGUUUCAUGAGCUUUACAUUUACAGCCAAAUUGAUUCUUGAGAUCUGAAA